CGGCACCUUCCCUCGGCCGCGCUCGUGCUCCGGGUGCAGCUGUACGGAGAGCGGCAGCGACUGGCCGUGCCCAGCCUGCCCCCCCCCCCCCGGCGCCUGGGGCUGGGCUCGGCUCGGCUGGCCCCCGAAGCGUGCAGAGCUCUGGGGCAGGGCUUUGCAGAGCGCCAUUCACACGCCACCAGAACCCGGCAUUACCCUAUUAAUAAGAUCAUCCAGCUACUUGCAGGAAAGCAUCCCACAUGGCGGAGAGUUGUUCUUGGCUAUUGCUGUUAAGUUUCUUACUUCUGUUCAUAUUCAAGUGACAGGAUCAGAGAACUAGCAAGACCAAAGAAGCCUAAAGCAGCUUGGGAGAACUAUAGUAGUAGGUUAGAAUGGGGAAACCAGCAGACAAUUUGGCCCCUCUCCCUGAGUGCUUUGAUGGCUCAGCCAACGCCAAGAAUUAUGUCUCUGGCCAAACCCAAGAAAAUUUUCGAUGGUAACCUUCAGCGCAGGCACCUCUUCCUGUACAGCUGUGGCCGGAUGUCAGAGAUCUGGCAGCGCCCACCGUUGAUGGAUUUUGGUUUACCGUCGCCUCGAAUAUUGAAGUUGGCAGAACCUAAAAAAUACCAAACAGUGUACUUAAAACAAAGGCCUCGUAGUUCUCCGGUGUGGCCCGUGCCAACAGCUGCGCUCACCUGUGAGGCUUCCCAGCGGGUUCAAGAACUUGCCUGUCCGAAAUCAGUGCAUCCAGGCUUCGAGCUAGACAGAAAGGUUGAAACACAAAUUGCAGACACUGCAAGGAUGACUCUCACCCCUCCAAGAACACAACAUCUUGCCCAGCCGAAGAUUCAGAAGAAUACUUUGUGCUACGACCGGGGAAGUCCCGAGUCCGCGAUCCGCCCAGUAUCCAGGGCUGCCCAGCAAGCAGUAGCAAGUGUUCGGACACUAGAGUUGGCUAAAGCAAAAGAGGUGCCACACGAGUAUCUGCCUGCCCGUGAUACCGAAUGGCCAGUGACAAAGGCAGCAAAGCAUGCAGUGCCUACGCCUAGGAUUGAGGAACUGUCCCAGCCGUGCAAAAGGUACGUGCUCACCAGAUGGGGCUUGCUAAAGGGAGAGGGGAAAGGUUGCUCAGCUGUGCAGAGAGCACGUUUCUUUGUCAUCGUUCCUGUGUCUCACCAGCUGGUUCUAUGGCCGUUUCGCUCAGAAUGCGGAAAUGGAUUAAGCAGAACUAGUUCUUGUAGGAACCCAAAAGCUAGUUGUGCUGUUAAACAGCUGCCAUUCCACCCCAGAGAUGUUUGCAUGUUACUAUUGGAAGAAGCGACUCGUGAAUGUAUAUUAGACUGUAUAUACAGUUUGAAAAGUGCUUUGAAAUUUUUUGAGAUGGCAGCGCUGGGAAAACCACUCUGAGUUACUGAUUUUAGCACAUUACUUAGUAAAUACGGUAAGAAAAGUAAGGCUAAUGUAUCAUACAAUGCUCUUUGUUCAUUUAUGUUGUCAAUCUUAGUGUAGCCUUUGUCAGGCUGUCUGGAGUGGCUCACAACUGUGAGUGCCUAUCUCAGAGCAGACUGUCAGAAAAGAAGGGCAGAUGCCCCAAACUCGUGGUGUGUUCGAUUAUUAGAUUUUUACCAAGCCAGUAACAAAUGUGAAUGCCUGGAUCACGAUACUUGGAGUCACAGACAGUCCCCUUAGACUCUCCAGCCCAUCUUGCCACCCAGACAAACUGCACUUUGUGAUAAAAAGUUAUAGAAACCAAAAGUCACAUCACAUUAGGUUACUCCCAAUCCCGAAGUCACUUACCCCAAAUGAAUUGGUAGUCUGGAUCUUAUGCCAAGAACAACACUUAUAGCCAGUUCUCUAGUAAACUAACUAAAGGUUUAUUAGCUAAGAAAAAGAAAUGAGAGUUAUUGAGAGGUUAAAGCAGGUAAAACAUAUUAACAGGUGAGUCAAAGUUUGUAAGUCCAAAUGUUAGCAGAGAUGGAGUAAUCUGCCAGUCUCCAAAAGACUUUCAGGGUUACCCAGGAGAACUCUGGGGAUCUCUGUCCAUUCACUCAGUAUUUCCACCCUGUGGGAAUCCAGACAGUCCAGAGAUGCAGGAUCAUUCCAUGAACCCAUAUUUAUAGCUUUCCCCCACAGGAGGCAAUCUGAUAAGUGUCUUUAUUCCUCCAUGAUCUCUGGCUUUGAAAUUAGCAUUUUCUGUUACAGCCAUUAAGUCUUUCAUUAGCAUUUCCAAGAUUCCAUUUUUGUUUGAUGAGUUUAGUCACAGGGAUAUACAUAAUUUAAAAGGUAAGGUAAUAGCAAACAACAAUCCUUCAUUAGUUUUCAUGAAGUUUUAACACCUGAUUACAAUCUUACAUGAACACACCUUUGAUUACAGGGUAUACAUAAUGUAGAAGUAAUGUAAUAGCAAACUAUGGGAUAUAGACAGAUGAAAACAAUAUAAUCAACAUCUUUGAUAUUCACAUACAAGUGAAUUGCCUUGAGAAUCUGGCAUGCACUGGCACCUGGCCUGUCAGCAUCACAGCCUUAAUUAUCGGUGGCAAUAUAUCAGCAUGUACUACGAAAUGUUCUGUGAUAUAUUUUGCAAAAAUAAUGAAAUUUUAGUACUAUGGGACGUCUCAAUGACGUCUGCUAUUAAAUCUUGGCUGAGAGAUAUGGAGAGGUCAUCAGUGAUUUGUGCAGAGUGUAAGAGGUGCAGUUGGAAGUUCUGAAAACAUAAGCUCUUAUUGUUAGUAGCUAUAGAUUCAGAACUUAAGCUCCAGUUGUUAAAACUGAGGGAGUCUUCAGAAAUCACGUUGCCACUCCUAACCCAUUCUUCUUCUGUGUUUUCACGGUUUCAGGCCCACUGCAAACCUUGCUCAGUUUGAUCCAGAUGCCUUUUUUGUAAAGGAGUCUGCUAAGAAGGCAGUUUGCUCCAGCAGGCUUCAAAAACUAGCACACCCUAUUGAGCGCUGAACCC
Molecule: messenger RNA, 2935 nt
Organism: Chelonia mydas (Green sea turtle)
Lineage: Eukaryota; Metazoa; Chordata; Testudines; Cheloniidae
Gene: SPMAP2L
Product: theg spermatid protein like
Exons: 9
Coding region: 418-1386 (322 amino acids)
Source: RefSeq, a predicted model, not a curated record